Lottia gigantea (owl limpet) is the source of this 339-nucleotide messenger RNA. RefSeq lists its product as hypothetical. The record is from RefSeq and is a predicted model, not a curated record. Lineage: Eukaryota; Metazoa; Mollusca; Gastropoda; Lottiidae. The annotation marks the transcript as partial. Gene Ontology annotation, molecular function: mRNA binding; enzyme activator activity. Gene Ontology annotation, cellular component: P-body. The transcript has a single exon. Gene Ontology annotation, biological process: deadenylation-dependent decapping of nuclear-transcribed mRNA; positive regulation of catalytic activity; deadenylation-independent decapping of nuclear-transcribed mRNA.
AUGAAUUUAGCAGCUCUUCAACAAAGGGAUCCAUUUAUAUCAGAAAUAAUUGACACUGCUUCACAAGUCGCUCUUUAUUCUUUUAGUUCGAAGACAAAUGAAUGGGAGAAAACAUCAAUUGAAGGAACUCUUUUCAUAUACAGAAGAUCAGCGGCUCCUUUGUAUGGUUUCAUGAUUCUGAAUAGACUUGGUUUACAAAACUUGAUAGAACCUUUCACAAAAACAUUAGAGUUCCAAGUACAAGAACCAUUCCUACUAUACAGAAAUGAUAAGCAUAUAUUUGGUAUAUGGUUUUAUGAAAAGAAUGAGUGUUCCCGAUUAGGAUUGUUGAUGAAUAGA